AUGGCUCGCUCCGUGACAGCAACUACGAACGGCGCUUCGAAGAGGAGGGAACCCGCCAAUGGCAAGGCAAACAGGCAGGUAAACGGCAGCGCGAACGGUGCAGCUCCGGAAGCUGAAGCACAGGUCGAUGAUGCGAGUUACCGCGACUUCUUCUGGACCUACACCGAGGAGCCACAUCGGACCAGGCGCCUUGCCAUCAUCAAGGCGCAUCCCGAGGUAACCAAACUGUGCGGUCCCGAGCCCCUGACCAAAUAUGUCGUCGCCGGUGUCGUUGGCCUCCAAAUACUUCUCGCCCAUCUCCUGCGCGACACCUCCUUUUGGUCAUGGAAGUUCUGGGCAGUGGCAUACGUCUUCGGCGCCACCUCCAACCAGAACCUGUUCCUCGCCAUCCACGAGAUCUCCCACAACCUCGCCUUCAGGUCGCCCAUGGCCAACCGACUAUUUGCCAUUUUUGCCAACCUGCCCAUUGCCGUGCCAUACAGUGCUUCGUUCAGGCCCUACCACCUCACGCACCACAAGUCCCUCGGUGUCGACGGUCUAGACACCGACCUCCCUACUGCCUUCGAAGCUGUGUUCCUCGACUCGAUCCUUGGAAAGGCCUUCUUCUGCACCUUCCAAAUCUUCUUCUACGCUCUCCGGCCCAUGACCGUCUACCGUGUGCCCUUCACCUGGGUGCACGGCCUGAACGUCGCCGUCCAACUCGGGUUCGACUACGCCCUCGCGUGCCUCCUCCCGGGCUACUUCACCUUCAAUUCUGUCCUCUACCUGCUGCUCUCCUCCUUCCUGGCCGGCUCGCUGCACCCGACAGCGGGCCACUUCAUCGCCGAGCACUACGUCUACGAGAAGAUCAUGCCCGAGGCGCGCCAGCCGAGCAACAACAUCCCCGUCCCCGAGACCUUCAGCUACUACGGCCCGCUGAACCUGGUCACGUACAACGUCGGCCUGCACAACGAGCACCACGACUUCCCGGCCAUCCCCUGGACCCGCCUGCCCGUGCUGCGGGAGAUGGCCAAGGAGUUCUACGCCGACCUGCCGCAGCAUCGCAGCUGGACCUACGUACUGUGGCGCUUCAUCUUUGACGAGGAAAUUGGCAUGCGGUGCCGGGUCAAGAGGAAGCAGGGCGGGAGAGUGGUUGGAGGAGGGACCGUCAAGGCCAAGGUGGCGGACUGGAAGGAGGAUGAGAUUGAGGCAUAG
This is a messenger RNA of Chaetomium globosum CBS 148.51, 1194 nucleotides long. RefSeq lists its product as uncharacterized. Gene Ontology annotation, biological process: ceramide biosynthetic process. Gene Ontology annotation, molecular function: sphingolipid delta-4 desaturase activity. Gene Ontology annotation, cellular component: membrane. The record is from RefSeq and is a predicted model, not a curated record. Bases 1 to 1194 code for a protein of 397 amino acids. Lineage: Eukaryota; Fungi; Ascomycota; Sordariomycetes; Sordariales; Chaetomiaceae. The transcript is spliced from 3 exons.